Molecule: messenger RNA, 1089 nt
Organism: Penicillium nucicola
Lineage: Eukaryota; Fungi; Ascomycota; Eurotiomycetes; Eurotiales; Aspergillaceae
Product: WD40 repeat domain-containing protein
Exons: 3
Coding region: 1-1089 (362 amino acids)
Biological process (GO): mitotic spindle assembly checkpoint signaling
Cellular component (GO): bub1-bub3 complex; kinetochore; mitotic checkpoint complex
Molecular function (GO): ubiquitin binding
Source: RefSeq, a predicted model, not a curated record
AUGUCUUCCUCGGCCAACCAAUUUAUUGUGGCAUCUCCGCCGACGGACGCCAUCUCGGCCCUCAAGUUCUCCCCCGACCCCAACUCCACGCGAAUUGUGGUAUCGUCAUGGGAUAAGAACGUCUACCUCUACGACUUGCGCGACGAAAAUGGCACUGUUGGAGAGGGCAAGCUUUUGCAGAAGUUCGAGCACCGUGCGCCGGUACUGGACGUCUGCUUCGGCGAAGACGAGAAUGUGAUCUACACAGCUGGCUUGGAUUGGAACGUGAAGAAAAUCGAUCUCAAUACUUCUGAACAGACCGUGCUUAGCACUCACGAAGCUGGAGUCCGCUCCGUCGUGUACAGUCGUGAACAUAACAUCGUCAUCUCCGCCUCGUGGGAUUCAACCCUCCAUAUCCACAGUCCCGAUGCUGGCACAAAUCCCGAUUCCAUUGCGACUAUUGUUCCCCUCCCCUCGAAGCCCUUCUCCAUCUCAUUGACCGAUUCGCGCUUGGUGGUUGCCAUGGCGUCGCGCGCAUUGCACAUCUAUGAUCUCAAGGCCUUGGCCGUGCUUUCCGCGCAAGCAGAUAGCUCAGUACCCAACGGAAACCGAGUAGAGAUUGAGCCAUGGCAGCGCCGCGAGAGCAGUUUGCGGUUCAUGACUCGCUGUGUUGCCUGCAUGCCCGACGGUGCCGGAUAUGUCUCAUCAAGCAUCGAGGGCCGUAUUGCAGUCGAGUGGUUCGACCCUUCACCUGAAUCUCAGGCUCGCAAGUAUGCUUUCAAGUGUCACCGCCAACCCGCCGAUGAUGGCGUCGACGUGAUCUACCCUGUCAACGCUCUCGCUUUCCACCCUAUUUACGGCACCUUUGCAUCCGGUGGCGGCGACGGUGUUGUUUCCUUCUGGGAUGGAAUCACUAAGCGUCGUAUUCGUCAUUACCCCAAGCACGAUACCAGUGUGGCGGCUGUUGCCUUCAGUGGCAAUGGCAAGCACUUGGCCGUCGCUGUCAGCCCUGGAUUCGAGGAUGGCAAGGACGACGUCGCCGAAGGUACAGUGCAGAUUUAUGUUCGGGAGCUGGGCGAGACGGAAGCCAAGGGCAAGGGCGCGAAAUAG